UUACAGGGUAAACUUUUUGACUCUACAGUAACUGAUGAAGGAACGUGGACAUUAGAAGACAGGAAGCUGAUACGAAUUGUUUUAAUGAAAACAAAUCGAGAUGCUGGAAACUGUUGGACAUCUCUGUUAGAAAAUGAGUAUGCUGCUGAUCCUUGGGUACAGGACCAGAUGCAAAGGAAGCUGACACUGGAGCGAUUCCAAAGAGAGAACCCUGGAUUUGACUUCAGUGGAGCAGAAAUUUCUGGAAAUUACAGCAAAGGAGGUCCAGACUUUUCUAGUCUUGAAAAGUAAACUGUUUAUAUCCCUCUUCCUUGGAAGGAAUUAUACAUUAUGCUUAAGGACUGGAAUUGUGUAGCUGGUGAAGUCUUCAGUGAUGUCUUCAACAGAUUGUCAUCAAGUAAUUAUUUCAAUGAAGAGAAAGCAGAUCUCUCCCGGCAGAAUGAAGAGAAGGUGUUACCAGCUAAUUUAUAAGCUGUGAUAAAUUUAUAAUUCCAACCAACAAACUACAGAGAAAGGUGUACACAAAAAAAUUAAUAUCUUAAAGCA
Molecule: messenger RNA, 546 nt
Organism: Merops nubicus (carmine bee-eater)
Lineage: Eukaryota; Metazoa; Chordata; Aves; Coraciiformes; Meropidae
Gene: NUDCD2
Product: NudC domain containing 2
Exons: 3
Biological process (GO): protein folding
Cellular component (GO): cytoplasm
Source: RefSeq, a predicted model, not a curated record